CUAAUGUCGUCCCACCGUCACCGCCCCCCAGACGACAGAUACGCUCCCCCCAUCUACAUUCCAGAGCGACACCUCAACAACCUGCGCCAAGCCUCCAACCUCGCUAUAGACAUAGGCGGUUCCCUAGCAAAACUAGCUUACUUCUCCAAUGUGCCGGGUAGAAGGAGGACAGUCUCCCAGGACGGGGUGGUGGAGGAGGGGAUUGUUCUGGACGAGGAGUUUAAGAGGGGCAGACUACACUUCGUGAAGUUUGAGACGAAGCAUAUCACGAGUCUGACUCAUUAUAUAAAGGAUUGUUUGGGGGCUGAGGCUGAUGUGGUGGUAGGUCGUACCAUCAGGGUGACAGGGGGAGGAGCCUAUAAAUACACGGAGUUGUUCGAGAAGGUUCUGGGGCUGACUAUCACGAAGGAGGAUGAGAUGGGGUGUUUGGUUAAGGGGGCUAAUUUCCUGCUCAAUAAUAUCCCCAAUGAGGCGUUCUCCUUUAAAAAGAAUGCUAAUCCGGAGAUAACAUUCCAGAAAACAGGGUGCGAGUUCCCGUACCUGCUUGUCAACAUUGGCUCUGGAGUCAGCAUGUUGAAAGUUCACAGCGAUGAGAAGUUCGAGCGAGUAGGGGGGACCGCUAUGGGUGGGGGCACAUUCUGGGGACUUGGGUCACUUCUGACAAACGCUCAGGGGUUUGACGAGUUGCUAGCCAUGGCAGAAAAAGGGGAUUCUAGUACUGUAGACCUGCUUGUUAAAGAUAUUUACGGGGGGUCGUACGAAGCGAUGGGUCUGCCUGGUGACUUGGUUGCUAGUAGUUUCGGGAAGGCAGCCCGGUCUAGGAUAGCUGGGCCAGCUAGAGACCAGGUACACGAUGCUGACAUUGCUAAAUCUCUACUUCACCUCAUCAGCAAUGGUAUCGGGCAGAUCGCCUACCUCCACGCAAAUCUCUACAAUUGCGAGAGGAUUAUAUUCGGAGGCUUCUUUAUCCGGGGCAAAAAGGCAACCAUGCACACCAUAUCAUACGCUAUAAACUACUGGUCAAAAGGUAAAGUGGAGGCUCUGUUCCUGCGACAUGAGGGCUACUUGGGGGCGGUGGGGGCCUACAUGAAGGGGGCUGAAUCUAAGGACUUUGCUGGUAAAAACUACGGGGAAAACUUUGCUUUCAGUGACAGUUUCGAGGUGAAUGAUGUGAUGAGUAAAGCGAUCGAGUUUCUGGAGCUUGACAGGCUCGAUUUACCGCUGGUAAAGUUCCCAUUGAUAGAGGGACUAGACUACCAGGCAGAUCUGAUAGAUUUAGCGCUGGAUACUGACGCCAGACACUACUGGUUAGACAUCUUCAAGGACGGUCUGGAGAGGUUCUGUAAGGUUAUCAGGGACGGUGAGUCAAACAGGAACCAUAUUGACAAGAGGAUUAUGCUCUUCAAAAAGAAGUUUCUAGAAUGUCUAGCCCUGCUACGGAAGAACCCGUUUGCGUACGGUGUCCUUACAGUCCGUACGUUGUUAGACUGCAGGGAGCAGUUCUUAGCAGAGUUUGAUUUCUACGAUCCAUACCUGAAAUUCAAGCAGGAGGAGAACGAAGCAGCUAUCCUUGAACUGCCUGCUCGGCUAGAAUUUCUACAUACGUUACCGUGGGAGGAGAGGCAAGCUGAGUUAAUCAGGGGUAUUCUAGGUGGUAAUAUUUUCGACUGGGGCUCUUCCGCUGUUGUCAAGAUGAAUGAGACCAAGCAGAUUGACUUCCAGGGAGCAUGUGAUCUGGUUCAAGGUAGACCUUGGUUUGUGGACCACUUGGAACAUUGGGUGAAGAGGUUGAAACGGGCGCCGGUUCAGAAAAUGAUGAUAUUUGUUGACAACAGUGGGGCUGAUAUCGUGUUGGGGAUUAUUCCCUUCGUGGAGGAGAUGUUGAGGAUGGGAAGUGAGGUUGUGUUAGCAGCUAACAGUCGCCCCGCUCUUAAUGAUGUUACCUCUCACGAGUUGAGGUUAUUGAUCCGCAAGAUUACACCUAUGUCCCCUAUUUUCGUUGAGGCUCACAAGAACGAUAAGUUGAGGGUGAUUGAGAAUGGGUUAGGGUCACCCUGUCUGGAUCUGAGCAGGGUUAGCCAGCACAUUGCAGACGAGUGUAUGGAUUGUGAUCUGAUAGUGAUCGAAGGGAUGGGGAGGACAAUCCACACCAACUUUAACAGCUGUUUCCAGAGGGAGAGUUUAAAGUUAGCGGUCAUUAAGAACAAGUGGUUGUGCGAUAAGUUUAGUUGUCCGAUGUUUGCUGCUGUGUGUAAAUAUGAAGUUCCUGAUACGCAGUGGGGGGCUGAUGAUUAAGAGGUUGAGAGUCUCUACUUGAGAGUGUCUACUUGAGAGUCUCUACUCGAGAGUCUUUACUUAAGAGUCUUUACUUAAGAGUCUCGAUUUGAGAGUCUCGAUUUGAAAGUCUCGAUUUGAAAGUCUCUACUUGAGAGUCUCUACUUGAGAGUCUCUACUUGAGAGUCUCAAUUUGAGAGUCUCGAUUUGAGAGUCUCUGCUUGAGAGUCUCGAUUUGAGAGUCUCGACUUGAGAGUCUCGAUUUGAGAGUCUCUACUUGAGACUCAUUAUAUUAUGGUUGCAGGUUGAAGUUCUUAUAUGUUUUAAUGAUUAGCUAUGAUUGGCUCAUGACUGAAAACUGUUGAUCGGUGUUUGAUAUAAAUAUUUAAAUUGUCUGUGUGAGACAGAAAGGGACCCCA
Bolinopsis microptera is the source of this 2693-nucleotide messenger RNA. RefSeq names its product 4'-phosphopantetheine phosphatase-like. Gene Ontology annotation, cellular component: cytosol; nucleus. The coding region runs from base 4 to 2295 and encodes 763 amino acids. The transcript has a single exon. NCBI's taxonomy places the organism in Eukaryota, Metazoa, Ctenophora, Tentaculata, Lobata, Bolinopsidae. Gene Ontology annotation, biological process: coenzyme A biosynthetic process. The record is from RefSeq and is a predicted model, not a curated record. Gene Ontology annotation, molecular function: pantothenate kinase activity; ATP binding.